AAAGGUUGCAAAGUGGCCAGCAGGUCAGUGAGAUUGUUGAUAAGGUUGGUAGGUUUCACUUAAUCCAGGAAGUGGUCAGUCUAUCUGCAGAACAGGGGGUAUAAAUCCACCUGGAGGGAAGCAGAAGUCCUCAAUAAAAAAGGAGCCCUGCACAGAGACGGACAAUGAAGGGGGAACUUUCUCUGAACAUGGUAACUGCUGCCACCACGAUGGGCUCAAUGAAAUCAGCUGGACUUUAUCUGCUCCUGCUGUCUUUUCUUCUUUACGUAUCUGAUUCUUACCCUAACAAUGACCAAUCAAACAUGGGCUGUGAGGAGUGCACGCUGAGGAAGAACAACCUUUUCUCCAUAGAGCGUCCCCUCUAUCAGUGCAUGGGCUGCUGCUUCUCCAGAGCAUACCCGACUCCUCUGAAGGCCAUGAAGACCAUGCCGAACCCAAAGAACAUCACCUCGGAGGCAACGUGCUGUGUGGCAAAGCACAGCUAUGAGACCGAGAUGUUUGGCAUAAGGGUGAGAAACCACACAGAAUGCCACUGCAGCACCUGCUAUUUUCACAAGAUAUGACGGAUGGGAAGUGGAGCCCUUUCUGGAGCGAUCAGCUCAACACAUUGUGCUUCUUUUAAAAUGCAGACGCUCUUCUGUUUUCAAAUGUAUACUCUUGUGUUGGCAGAUGUCUGUGAUGUGUAUUUAUUAGCCUACAUUUUUGCAUGAA
Messenger RNA from Notolabrus celidotus (New Zealand spotty), 711 nucleotides. It is a transcript of the gene cga, whose product is annotated as glycoprotein hormones, alpha polypeptide. The coding region runs from base 165 to 563 and encodes 132 amino acids. Gene Ontology annotation, cellular component: extracellular region; follicle-stimulating hormone complex. Gene Ontology annotation, molecular function: follicle-stimulating hormone activity. The record is from RefSeq and is a predicted model, not a curated record. The transcript has 4 exons. Gene Ontology annotation, biological process: positive regulation of steroid biosynthetic process; thyroid hormone generation. NCBI's taxonomy places the organism in Eukaryota, Metazoa, Chordata, Actinopteri, Labriformes, Labridae.